Pseudomyrmex gracilis is the source of this 1903-nucleotide messenger RNA. RefSeq lists its product as uncharacterized. Lineage: Eukaryota; Metazoa; Arthropoda; Insecta; Hymenoptera; Formicidae. Gene Ontology annotation, biological process: regulation of transcription by RNA polymerase II. Gene Ontology annotation, molecular function: DNA-binding transcription factor activity, RNA polymerase II-specific; RNA polymerase II cis-regulatory region sequence-specific DNA binding. The transcript has 5 exons. Gene Ontology annotation, cellular component: nucleus. The record is from RefSeq and is a predicted model, not a curated record. Bases 1 to 1500 code for a protein of 499 amino acids.
AUGGCGUAUUCUAAACGAUGGUGGGGCGCUCUUCCCGGAGUGGUGGUACAGGGAGUUCGUCCAAGGAUAUUAUCCUCAGCCAGCACGGAACAACAACGCGUCGAGAAUAUCAAUACAUCGGAAAAAACGAAAGAGUACGCUUGUGACAACGGCUUGUCGGUAGCGGAAAAAGAAGCGCAAAAGCUGGUGGAUAACGCGAGACGGCCAUCAUCGCAUGCGAGCGGUAUCGCUCAUCGGAAGAACAGCUCGUGGCCGGCGGAACAAGACAGAAGGAGUAGCGCGUUAAAAGAACGUGAUAACAGCGGCGCAGUGGCGGGUGAGCUGGCUUGUCUUGCGGGCUACUUGAAUAUGGCGGGUUACCUUACAGGCGCGACCUGCGCCUCAACCGGAAACCAUCAGUAUCAUCCCCACGGACAUCCAGCAAUGGGGGUUGGAACGCAUCCGCAUCCUCAUUCUCACCCUCAUCCGGGUGCGUCGCACCCCGCUUUACCGUCACCAUUCGCGCUCGCUACACACGGCCAUCCGCAUGCUCAUCCUCUCGAACAUGGACUGGCUCCUUUUCCACAAGGAAUGAAUCAACGCAAACAGCGUCGCGAGAGAACGACUUUCACAAGAGCUCAGCUGGAUGUGCUCGAGGGACUAUUCUCGAAAACGAGAUAUCCGGACAUCUUUAUGCGAGAGGAAGUUGCCGUCAAAAUUAACCUGCCAGAGUCACGAGUCCAGGUAUGGUUCAAAAAUCGCCGAGCCAAGUGCAGACAACAACUUCAGCAGCAACAGCAGCAGCAACAACAACAGCAGCAGCAGCAACAACAACAACAGCAACAACAACAACAACAAACUCCUCCAUCAAAAGGUUCACCUAGAUCAAACAGCAGCAGUACCGGCAACAGAAUAUCCACAAGUUCGUCAACGACGCCGAGCAGGCGAUCUUCGCCCGACUCGCCCGUGCAAGGUAGAGAGGCGCCAGUUUCAGGUAAUUCACCCAUGUCAACACCACUUCUAUCGACAUAUCCUCGAGUCGGGACAACACCAACCGGCGGUAGCGGCGCCAAUAGCAAUCUAACGACCCCGUCACCACCGCUGACACCAAGUUCUAAUCAACUGCAACCGUCGUCAUAUCCGCCAGCAAUGAAUCAAAUUCAUCAUGGUGAAACGUACGGCUUUACUUGGAGUUCGGCUGCGUCCGCUUCUAUGAAUCACAGUCAAUACGCCGGUCAGAGUUACAAUGCUUACACUCAGGCUCCGUACAGCGGCGAUUACUACCAAGCGCAGAUGCCUCAUAUACAUCACAGUCCGCAGACGAACUAUCAUCAUCCACAAUAUCAUCAUAAUAUGACACUUACUUCCACGUCGCACUUGACUAGUCAUCACUUGAAUCCGGUGACUAACCAGACUCAAGCAGUCAGUAAUGAUAUAGCUGCUGCUGCUGCUGUCGCUGCGGCUGCGUCCAGUGAAGACUCUUACAUUCUGCCCGAUCAAAAGUAUCCGCCAUUGGCAUAGCGGUCCAGCAGGUCCUCUGGGAUCUUUCAACGGAGUCAAGAAACUACAGCGACCAGCUCUUCUAUGUCCUAUCGUUGGCGAUUGAACACAGCAAUUUGUCAAGGUACCAACGGUCACCUUGACUCUGACGACAAUUGAGUAUUUUCUUGUAUCCAGCUCUGCAAUGCUCUUGAUGUAGAUAGAUUAUAUUACUGCCAGCUUCAAAUUAUACGUAUAAUUUGUUAUCUGCAUGUUUCUUUGUCAAUGUUUCUUGCGACUUCGUUCUUAUAUAUACAAGAGUAUUUUAAAACAAAUAAUUAUUGUAAAAAACUCCAUUACAGAGUUAAUUGCCAAAAGUUUUAGAUAUCGUAUAAUUGUUUCUUAAGAUUUUAUUAUGCGUACAUAUAAAAAUUUUACAUUUUGU